Messenger RNA from Musa acuminata subsp. malaccensis (wild Malaysian banana), 827 nucleotides. RefSeq names its product protein G1-like1. The record is from RefSeq and is a predicted model, not a curated record. Gene Ontology annotation, biological process: mRNA transcription; response to light stimulus. NCBI's taxonomy places the organism in Eukaryota, Viridiplantae, Streptophyta, Magnoliopsida, Zingiberales, Musaceae. Gene Ontology annotation, cellular component: nucleus.
UCCAGCUCUCCACCCAUCAUAUACUACACACACGCAUAGAGCCGCUGGCUGUGCGCCAGAGAGAAGAGAGGGAUGGCGGCAGCGGGCAGCGGCGACGGGCGGCCGAGCCGGUACGAGUCGCAGAAGCGGCGGGACUGGAACACCUUCUUGCAGUACCUCAAGGACCACCGGCCGCCGCUGGUGCUGUCGCGGUGCAGCGGCGCGCACGUGCUGGAGUUCCUGCGCCAUCUCGACCAGUUCGGGAAGACCAAGGUCCACGCCACCGGCUGCCCCUUCUUCGGCCUGCCCAGCCCGCCGGCGCCAUGUCCCUGCCCGCUCCGCCAGGCAUGGGGCAGCCUCGACGCCCUCGUCGGCCGCCUCCGGGCCGCCUUCGAGGAGAACGGAGGCCACCCGGAGGCCAACCCCUUCGGCGCCCGGGCCGUCCGGCUGUACCUGAGGGAGGUCAGGGACUCGCAGGCCAAGGCGAGAGGCAUCGCCUACGAGAAGAGGAAGAAGAAGCGGAAGCGGUCGCCGCUUCAGCCCCCUGUCGCGGUGGCGGAGGCGCCGCGCUGCGAUCUAAACUCACUGGAUUACGAUAACAUGGACGUCAUCCAGUAUCUCGUAACCGGCACUAACAUGGAGACGAUGAGCGGUGAAGCCGAUACCGGGGUCGUCAUGGCAGUCAUGGGAACACUCGACGCCGCUUUCUUGCCAUUGCCAGUGUUUCAUUAGUCCUCUCAGCCCUUCCGCUUACAGCAUACAUCUUUAUGACUAGUAUGUACUUGUACGUGACUCACGGCCACUCUUAAGCUUCUUUGUGAAUGAACUAAAUAGCUUCUUUUGAAGUC